Molecule: messenger RNA, 484 nt
Organism: Caenorhabditis angaria
Lineage: Eukaryota; Metazoa; Nematoda; Chromadorea; Rhabditida; Rhabditidae
Source: the annotation of a GenBank genome assembly
AUGAAUCUACUUUCAAUCCUGAAUAAUAAUUUGAAUUAUCAGGAUAUGGAUUCGAUUGAGCAGAUGCAAGAGCAAAUGUCUAUUCUGGAAUCGGACAAAAUUCUCGAACAAUGGGAUGUUUUCCUUGAAAAGUACAAGAUUAUCAAAAGUGGAAAGUCCUCUGCGUCUCUCGAUGAAUUGAAAGAAGCGAAAAGGGAGGUGAAGCAUUUGUUGCGAGUUACUAUGCAUGAAUUGGAUAAAACCAAAGGUAAGUUAUAUUUAAAUUCGAUAGACUUAUAUAAUUUUUGUAUUUUCAGAACGAUUGCGAGAUAUACAUAGCAAAAUUGAUGUAACCAGCCAAUCAAUUGAAGUUAUGAUGGAGGAGUCAAGAAAGUUGAUUGCUGGCAAAAACUCGAGGCCCAAAAAAGUCAAGAAAUUAUCACUUUUGUCUGACAAAGAGUUGGGAAAGAUUGUACUUACACUUAAAAGUUUGAACGAAGAGUAG